Molecule: messenger RNA, 1008 nt
Organism: Conger conger (European conger)
Lineage: Eukaryota; Metazoa; Chordata; Actinopteri; Anguilliformes; Congridae
Product: POU domain, class 4, transcription factor 3-like
Exons: 2
Coding region: 1-1008 (335 amino acids)
Biological process (GO): regulation of transcription by RNA polymerase II
Molecular function (GO): DNA-binding transcription factor activity, RNA polymerase II-specific; RNA polymerase II cis-regulatory region sequence-specific DNA binding
Source: RefSeq, a predicted model, not a curated record
AUGAUGACCAUGAACAGCAAGCAGCCUUUCACCAUGCACCCUGCGCUACAUGAGCACAAGUAUCCCGGGCUCCACCACUCCAGCUCGGAGGCCAUGCGUAGAGUCUGCCUGCCGGCCCCACAGCUCCAGGGCAGUAUAUUCAGCGGCUUUGAUGAGAGUCUGCUGGCCCGCGCCGAAGCUUUGGCGGCUGUUGACAUUGUCUCUCACGGAAAGAGCCAUCAUUUUAAGCCCGACGUGACCUACCAUACCAUGAGUAGUGUCCCCUGCACCUCUACCUCCUCCACAGUGCCCAUAUCUCACCCUUCAACCUUGACCUCCCAUCACAUCCAUCAAAGCUUGGAAGGAGACCUCCUGGACCACAUCUCGUCGAGUCUGUCGAUGAGCGGGAUGGGAGCUCCGGAUCCAUCCAUGAUGACAACGCAAACCCAUCAGCAUCACCUUCAGACCAUGGGCCACCUUCAUCAGGCCGUGGGAAUGGGACACCCGCACUCUCUCUCCGCGGCCAACGGGAUGGCUUGCAUUAACAGUGUAGAAUCGGAUCCACGGGAGCUGGAAGCGUUUGCCGAACGGUUUAAACAAAGGCGAAUCAAGCUCGGUGUCACGCAGGCAGACGUCGGUUCUGCUCUAGCCAACCUGAAGAUACCCGGCGUGGGUUCGCUUAGCCAGAGCACCAUCUGUAGGUUCGAGUCGCUCACGCUGUCACACAAUAACAUGAUUGCUCUCAAACCCGUCCUUCAGGCUUGGUUGGAAGAGGCAGAGGCGGAAUUUCGUGAGAAAAACAGCAAGCCGGACAUUUUUAGCGGCAACGAAAGGAAGCGAAAGCGUACGUCAAUUGCCGCGCCAGAAAAGCGGUCUUUGGAGGCGUAUUUCGCAAUCCAGCCUCGUCCGUCCUCGGAAAAAAUCGCCGCCAUCGCCGAGAAGUUGGAUCUUAAAAAGAACGUUGUUCGCGUUUGGUUUUGUAACCAAAGACAGAAACAAAAAAGGAUGAAAUACUCGGCAGUGCACUAG